CCGGUGGUGUCGGCGAUAAGCGUCUGUCUCCGAAUUCUUCUCUGGAGACAUCACCUCUCUCUUCGUUUUUCCCGCUUAUUCCUUACAAAAUGGCAUCUCCAACACCUCCAACCUCCAACUGAUCUCUUUCUCUGAAAACCUAGAAAUCGGAGAAUCCGCAGUCUCAAAGAUCAAUCCUCCUUUUCCUCAGUUGUGGUGCAAACUACAGCAAGCUCAUAAGUGUUCCAGACACAUCAUGGGCUCAAAAACGAACUCAGCAGGAAGUAAGACUCGCAGCUCAAUAUCUAUAUUUAUCGUGGCGGGUCUGUGCUGUUUCUUCUACAUCUUGGGUGCAUGGCAGAAGAGUGGUUUCGGAAAGGGAGAUAGCAUAGCAUUGGAGAUUACCAAGCAGACAGAUUGCAGUGUCUUGUCCAAUUUGAAUUUUGAGACCCAUCACAAUGAUGUGGUUGAUACCACUGACCCCUCCAAAACAAAAGCUGAAGUAUUUGAGCCCUGUGAUGUUCGGUACACGGACUACACUCCUUGCCAAGACCAAAAUCGGGCAAUGAAGUUCCCAAGAGAAAAUAUGAACUACAGAGAAAGACAUUGUCCGGCUGAGGAUGAAAAAUUGCAUUGUCUUAUCCCAGCACCCAAAGGAUAUGUAACUCCAUUUCCUUGGCCAAAGAGCCGUGACUAUGUGCCCUAUGCAAAUGUUCCUUACAAGAGUCUGACAGUUGAGAAGGCUGUCCAGAACUGGGUUCAGUUUGAGGGUAAUGUAUUCAAAUUUCCUGGUGGAGGAACAAUGUUUCCCCAAGGUGCAGACGCAUACAUUGAUGAACUCGCUUCGGUUAUCCCAAUCGCCGACGGAACAGUUAGAACUGCACUGGAUACCGGUUGUGGGGUUGCAAGUUGGGGCGCUUACCUGUUGAAAAGAAAUGUGUUAGCCAUGUCCUUUGCACCAAGGGAUUCACAUGAAGCGCAGGUGCAGUUUGCUUUGGAGCGUGGUGUACCUGCAGUUAUUGGUGUGCUUGGGACUGUAAAGCUUCCAUACCCAUCUAGAGCCUUUGAUAUGGCUCAAUGCUCACGGUGUUUGAUCCCAUGGACAUCAAAUAAUGGGAUAUACAUGAUGGAAGUAGACCGAGUUCUCAGACCUGGUGGGUAUUGGAUACUGUCUGGGCCUCCCAUCAAUUGGAGGACCUACUAUAAAACAUGGAAGCGGUCUAAGGAGGAGCUUCAGGAGGAACAAGGAAAGAUUGAAAAGAUGGCGGACCUUCUUUGCUGGGAGAAGAAGUAUGAGAAGGGAGAUAUGGCUAUCUGGAGGAAGAAAAAGAAUGCUGAUUCAUGUCGUCAGAGACAAGAUGAUCCUGCAACCAAGUUUUGUGAAUCCACAGAUGCUGAUGAUAUCUGGUAUAAGAAGAUGACAACAUGCAUAACCCCUCUCCCUGAAGUCAGUAAUCCAAAUGAUGUUGCUGGGGGGGAGUUGAAGAAGUUCCCAGCUAGGCUAUUUGCUGUCCCACCAAGAAUAGCUCUUGGAUACAUUCCAGGGGUUACAGCAGACUCAUAUCAAGAGGACAAUAGAUUGUGGAGGAAGCACGUCAAUUCUUAUAAGAAGAUCAAUAAAUUAAUUGGAUCUGGGAGGUAUAGGAACGUGAUGGAUAUGAAUGCAGGUCUUGGAGGUUUUGCAGCAGCCCUCGAGUCCCCAAAAUCGUGGGUGAUGAAUGUUGUGCCUACUAUUUCUGAGAAAGAUACUUUGGGGGUUAUUUACGAGAGAGGAUUGAUUGGCAUUUAUCAUGACUGGUGUGAGGCCUUCUCUACUUACCCAAGGACAUAUGACCUCAUUCAUGCCUAUGGUGUCUUCAGCUUGUAUGACAACAAGUGCAAAAUGGAAGACAUUCUUCUAGAGAUGGACCGCAUCUUGCGUCCAGAAGGCGCUGUCAUAUUCCGCGAUGAUGUUGAUGUCCUGAACAAAGUGCGGAAGGUGGUCAGCAGUAUGCGAUGGGAUACUAAAAUGCUGGAUCAUGAAGAUGGUCCUCUUGAGCCUGAAAAGAUAUUGGUCACCGUUAAGCAGUAUUGGGUGGGAAGUAAUAGUACAUCCGAUGACGAAUGAACAGGCGUUUGAAGAAAGAAAGAAAGAAAAGAGCAGGAUAAGCUACGAAGGGACCAAAGAUUGGAACUGGGUUUCAUAUCAUACAUGGGUAAUGAUUCCUCCAUCAGCUUAUUUAUGUAUUUGUGUUCCUUGUAGAUGCAUCGUAGAUGCUAAGGUAGGUUUUUGCUGUUGUUUAGAUCUGUUGCGAAGCAUUGGUUGUAGGCUACCUGACUCAAAAAAUUGAUUGUAUGCUCACUGAUGGUAAGAGAAUGAAAUUUGUUGUUGUAUCCAUGCGUACCUCAUUUAUAAAGAGGGGGAAUUCAAAGGAAAUUUCGUGUUCCA
Magnolia sinica is the source of this 2407-nucleotide messenger RNA. Its product is annotated as probable methyltransferase PMT2. The transcript has 7 exons. Bases 236 to 2086 code for a protein of 616 amino acids. The record is from RefSeq and is a predicted model, not a curated record. NCBI's taxonomy places the organism in Eukaryota, Viridiplantae, Streptophyta, Magnoliopsida, Magnoliales, Magnoliaceae. Gene Ontology annotation, molecular function: methyltransferase activity. Gene Ontology annotation, cellular component: cytoplasm; endosome; trans-Golgi network.